AUGGCGGCGGUGGUGAAGAUCGGGACGUGGGGCAGCGGCGACCACGGCAGCGCCUACGACAUCACGGUGGCGCCGCAGCGGCUGGAGAGCAUCUCCCUGCGCUGGGGCAAGAUCAUCGACUGCAUCUCCUUCUCCUACCUGGACCGGGACGGCAAGCUGCACACCGCCGGGCCCUGGGGCGGCGCCGGAGGCGUGAGCGAGGACACCAUCACCCUGGCCGCUUCCGAGUACGUGACGGAGGUGGCCGGGUCGGUCGGCCCCAUCGGGGAGCUCACCCACACCAUCACCUCGCUCAAGUUCGUCACCAACCGCGCCACGUACGGGCCCUUCGGCCGCGGCGAUGGCACGGCCUUCAACGUCCCCGUGCUCAACAACGGCAGCGUCGUCGGCAUGUUCGCUCGCGCGGACCAAUACCUCGACGCCAUUGGCUUCUACGUCCUCCCCUUCUGA
Molecule: messenger RNA, 450 nt
Organism: Miscanthus lutarioriparius
Lineage: Eukaryota; Viridiplantae; Streptophyta; Magnoliopsida; Poales; Poaceae
Source: the annotation of a GenBank genome assembly